Molecule: messenger RNA, 2176 nt
Organism: Dermochelys coriacea (leatherback sea turtle)
Lineage: Eukaryota; Metazoa; Chordata; Testudines; Dermochelyidae
Gene: C2H10orf67
Product: chromosome 2 C10orf67 homolog
Exons: 11
Coding region: 198-1220 (340 amino acids)
Source: RefSeq, a predicted model, not a curated record
AUGAUGACAAUGAAAAAAAAAUACUCGAAAAAGAAAAUGAGGAUUUCAGAGAAGAGGUUUCUAGACUACUUGAUAGGAUUUCACAUCUUGAAGAGUCUCUGAAACGCAGUGAAAAAGAAAAUAAUAAAUUAGUUUUGUUUGAGCAAUAAAGAACCACCUGCUAAAGCACUUUGUAUUGGCUGUGACUAACAGCAAGGAUGUCCAGAACUAGUAUUAAUGAAAAGCUGUGGGCACUCAGCCACACUUGGCUCUUGAACUUACUUCUUAAUCUCUAUCUGACCAGCCGGCUGAACAGCAGGAAGAAGACUAUGAAUGUCAAGGGCAGUUGUGAAGAUAAGGAGGUUCGAGGUAUGCAAUUAAAAAUGGAAAAAGAUGAGAAGACUUUUCAUAAGUUAAUCGAAGCUCAAGAAAAAAUAAAGAUGGAACUUGAAAAGGAGAGGUCAUUAAAUCAAAGUAUGCUCAAAGAACAAAAAGACAUUGAAACAAAAGUGGAAAAGAAGUUAUCUGAACCACAGAAAAAGAUUCCAUCAUUGCAAGAAAAAGAUACAAAAAAAAUGAAGGAGACAGUGAAAAGUGGAAGUGAAAUUACAGCACCUCAUGAGAGCAGAGAAUCACAAAAGGGAUAUCACAAGCAGCAACAGAAGAAGAGUCCUAGUUAUAAGGAAGCAGAAAAAAGAGCAUUACUUGCUGAAAUUGAGAAGCUGAAGAUAUCUGAAGGUCAAGAGAAGCAACACAUACAAAGGUAUUGGCCAGAAUUUUUAAGACAUUCAUUUAACUUUAUAAAUAUUUUAACAUUUUGUGGGUUUUUUUAUUUCAGUCUUAAAAAUGAAGUUGAACAAAUUAACCGAAGCUGGGCAAAGAAAUUCCAAAUUCUAAAGAAAAGCCUGCAUGCCGUUAAGGAUGAGAUGUUUCUUAGACAUGCUUUGUACCGUCAGGCAGCAUCAUUUAACCAUGCAUCCCGCAAUCAAACACUUCCUGUUCCUCUCUAUAUUGAAACUGGUACAAGCCAAAUAAAUGAACGAAGGGGUGCUUUUUAUUUACCUUUUUCACCAUUGCCCCAGAUACAUUCCCAGUCUACUGCAGAGAUGGAAGAAACAGAUCUUAAUAUUGUAAAAAUUCCAACCGGAACAGAAACGUGCUCUUUGUAUGAAGAUGUUUCUGGGGAUGAAGAAUUUGUUGGGGGUCCUCCUUUUCCUUCACCUCCGUCCACGUUAACUUGACAGUAGGAGCAGUGCCUUCCAUGGUAGAGAAAGAGAGCGAGAGAGCAGGAUCGCGAGGAAAUAAAUGCCCAGAAAUUUUCCUAUGGUCCCGGAAAUGUUUCUAUGUGUUGCCUCGUUAGAAAGUUGUGAAUACUUUGAUUCUCUAAAGAAACGUAGUGUAUAUUUGAAGUUAAUGACAGGAAUUUAAAGACGCAACUCUCCCACCUGCACGCUUUCCUUUCUUGAAGUUCUAGGUGGUUCUCAGAAUGGGGAUAUGAACGUGUAUCCGAUGAAAUUUCCAUCUUGGUUCCAUAUUAGUUCCAUGCAUGGCCUGAUUCGUAGUUCGUCGUUUUUGUUUGUUGUGGUUUUUUUAAGAGCGAAGUUUUUGAGUAAAGAGUGAACUUCAAUCAAAUAUACCACCAGCCUUGUCUAGAAACCCUUAAAUUACACCACGUGAAUGUUAAGUACCUUGCUUUAAGUGAUUAGUUUUGAUUUUAGAGCUAGUCCUUAAGCUGAGCAAGCAUGAAGGGCUGGAAGUACAAGGCUUGGAUUGCAAGCUUUUGAACCAUAAACGGAGCCCGAUCUUGAAGCCUGUAAUUAUGUCAGUAGCUCCACUGACGUUAAUAAAACUUACAGAGAGAAGAAAGACGACAUGAUUUGGCCCUUCGAUUCUGCCUAGACCAGCAGCAGGAGUGAGUUUAGUGGCAUUGAUGUUUUAUGGGCUAUUGAUUCAUAUAUUUUUUUUUUCUUAUUCAUUGACAUCUCUAUUUUCAACGCUAUCCAAAAGGGACUUAAAUUAUACAAAUUUAAACAUUUCCAUAGUUACCAUGAACUGGUAACUUGUAAUUUCCCAAACUAUCAGCCAAUAGGCUAAGCAUAUUUGUGUGUGUAUCAUAGAUGUGUGUUUAAGGUGUUUGUAUAAAUAUAUAAUAUUGGGUUGUAAAAUACUGGCCAAUAAAUGUAAAAGCGCUAAUUUU